AUGCUUGAGCGCAGGCCGGAAUUCGAGAGCGGUACCACGCCGCGGCUGACCGGAUCGCUGGAUGGCAAAUACAAUUAUCUGCCACUUGGCUCGAGAAAACCGUGCUUGCACGUCAAGUCCUGGUGGCCGAACCUCGAGUGGAGGAUGCACAAUAGCAACAGUCUGACUUUCAUGGCUGAAUUCCUCGAGCAGAAGUUGGAACAACUGGAGGGUCUGAUGGCGUUGGAGGACGCGAAGGCUUACAAGCUGUACAACGAAACGAUCCGUGAGCUUAAGAGCUACUGCAUCCAUUAUUUGCAUGUGCUGGACGCUGGCAGAUACGACGAAGAAGGAGGCACUACAAAGCUCGAUCGACAUCGUGUAAACCUGUGCAGGGAUGAGAUCGAGGACAUCCUGAAAAUGAUCAAGAUCAACGGGGAGCUUGUCAACAAUCGGUACAUGAGGAUCGCCAUGACACACGCGUACAAGUAUCUCGGCAGGAUGAAAAAGCUGAAGGAAGACGUUAUUAAACAGACUCUCGAUCCUUUCUGGGAUCAAACUCUGAUCCUGCCGCCGAGAACCGUGCACGGGACGAAAGAGUACAUUAAACUACACCCACCCAACGUGGUCCUGCAAGCUUUCGACCAAGACAUAUGCGGCACCAAGGAGUUCUGUGGAAGAUGCACAGCCAUUCCAUUAGUUAAACUCGCAGCGGAAACUUACUCGCCGCCUGAUUUCCCUCCGAAACUUAAGUGGUACAAAUUUAAAUCGCAAAGGGAUUGCAGCGGCUCCAUACUCGCUGCAUUUGAGCUCAUCGAGGUUGAAGACGACGAAACAGUCGACAGGACUAUUAGUUCUUCGUUGCUGGACGUGGUAUACAACAUACCGGAGGACAUCAGGCCGAAAAUGGCGAGUUACAGGCUCGAAGUUAUAUUUUGGGGUGUGCGGGACAUGAAGAAGAUAAAUUACUUGCCUGUGCUUAAACCUCGAAUUAUAAUAGAGUGCGCGGGCGUCGAUGUCAAGUCGGAGGUAAUGGAGAACGCCAAGAAAUUUGGCAACUUCGUGGAACCGCACAUCCUCGUCGACUUGUCUAUAAAUUUCCCUAAGGAUAUGCCGGAGCUGAGUAUUUACUACCCCUCUGUAACAAUAAAAGCUUACGAUUCGCGGGGAUUUGGCUGCUUCAAGUACGCGGGGAUUUGCAUCAUACCGAGCGUUUACGUCUUUCUAGAGCAGCUAAUAACCGAGGAGGAUUACGAUGCGCGGAUACACGAGACGAAAUCGAUUUUGAAACCGUCCUGGACGAAGAAACAAUCCACCACCAUUUUGUCCCUGCCGAUCGACUACGACCCGUCGAUGGACGAGAAUAGAGAAUUGAUCCCCUACAAGAAGAUGGCCGGGAAAGAUUUGUCCUCGAGGCUUCGGAAAAUCCUGCUGUCCGUAAAGAAGCUAUUCGCACGUUUCCUGGGUAGGAAGAAAAGGCGAACGAGAAUGGAGGUUCGAGGCGGGAACGAAGACGAGUCGCUGGAUUGGUGGAGUAAAUAUUUCGCUUCCCUGGAGGUAUACGACGGGGAAUUGGAGUUGCAGCCGCAGUUCGCUGGAUUUCAGGAUCGACUCAGAACGUUCGAGCUCUGGAAGGGACGCAAGGCCGAGAAUCCUGAUUACGACAGCGAAAAUUACGUUGGGAAGUUCAAGGGACGCAUCUGCGUGUAUCGUUGGCCACACCCGGACAAUCUGCCAUGCAAAACGAGAAGCGGUCGACCCGCUGUUAAUGGUUUGUGCGACGAUUAUCCGUCUUCGGAGCCUGUCAGACUUCUCGUCCGGCUAUACGUCGUUAACGGCAUCAAUUUGCAGCCUAAAGACCCUCUCAGCGGAAAGUCCGACCCUUAUUUGUGCAUCAAACUUGGAAAAACGUACGUCAACGACAGGAAGAAUUAUAUACCUAACCAGCUGAAUCCCAUGUUUGGACGGCUCUUCGAGAUAGAAGCUACCUUUCCCCAGGAUCACACGCUGAUCGCCCAAGUAUGGGACUACGAUGCCACUUCUAGCGACGAUCUGAUAGGGGAAACUAAAAUCGACCUGGAGAAUCGAUUCUACAGUGGACACCGUGCCACAUGCGGCAUUUCGAGGACGUACAAUGCCGAGGGUUACAAUUACUGGAGAGAUCGCGAGAAACCGACACUGAUACUCGACAACCUGUGCAAGCGAAACAAUCUACCUUCGCCGGACUAUAGAGAGGAUCACGUGAAAAUAGGACGAAAGAGAUUUCGUUACGUCGAUGUCUAUCUGAAAGACGAGGCUGACAGGGAAGAAUGCAUGGCAUUGAACGUGCUUCAUCAGUGGCAAGACUUUCCUAUUUGCGGGUGCGCCCUGGUGCCCGAACACGUUGAAAGAAGACCGCUUUUUAACGCUGCGAAGCCUGGUCUGGAGCAGGUUAUAAAAAAGAAUGAUUUUGUUCAUUUGGUGAAUGCGGAAUACGUGAAUAGGGGGAUAAGGCUUUUGUUGCUAUCGAGGAAAAGCGAUGCCAUGAACCCGGUUCACGAAUCGAACGCUCUUGCAGCUACCAAAAUAUUCACUAGCCUGUUCUGGAAACACGAUAUGCAUCCCCGAUCGAUGUUUCAGGGUAAACUGGAACUUUGGGUCGAUAUGUUUCAAUUCGACGAGCUACCUCCGAAACCGGCGGUAGACAUCAGUCCGCCAGUGCCAGAGGAAUAUGAAAUUCGCGUGAUCGUUUGGAAUACCGAAGAUGUGCCACUCGUCGAUAGCCAAUUCCUUACCGGAGAGAAAUGCUCAGACAUUUACGUGAAAGGGUAUGUCCGAAAAUGGCUUCGUCGAGGACUCUACGCGAGGAUCGAUUCCAGCUGGAUUUUAUACGACGAUUACCAGAAGACCGACGUUCAUUACAAUUCCCUGAACGGGGAGGGUAACUUCAACUGGCGAUUCGUAUUCCGCGUCACGUACUCGAAGGGCGAGCGCGUUAUGAUCGUUCGCAGAAAGGUAUCCGUCUUCGCCAGAAGCGAAAUCGAGGACAAACUGCCCUGCAAAUUACAUCUGCAAGUUUGGGAUAGUGAUCAUUUCUCUCCUGACGAUUUCCUCGGUAAACGAGCUCUGACGUUGGAUCUAUCCAGGAUGCCGCGUGGGAGCGGAAAUUCGAAGAACUGCACUAUGAAAAUCCUCGAUCCUAAUGCACCGACGACAGAUCUUUUCAAAUGCGUACACGUAACUUCACAACAUUCGUUAACGUUACAAAUGUAUCAAAUUAUAUCGGAGAUUCACGUUCAAAUUCAGGGGAAAAUCGAACUAGAAAUGGCGGUAUUGACUGCAGAAGAAGCGGACGAACACCCCGCGGGCAAGGGAAGGAACCCUCCUCAAGAUCUUCCUCCACCAAACCGACCGGAUACUUCAUUCUCCUGGUUUCGAAAUCCUUGGAAGGCGUGUCGAUUCGUGGUCUGUCGCUACUACAAAUGGAGGAUAAUAUGCUUCUUCGUUUGCCUGCUGUUCGUGUUGCUUUGCGCAUGUGGAAUAUACGCUUUCCCUGGCUACAUGGUCAAGCGUCUUCUAGGAGCCUAA
Messenger RNA from Hylaeus anthracinus, 3546 nucleotides. RefSeq names its product otoferlin-like. The transcript is spliced from 17 exons. The record is from RefSeq and is a predicted model, not a curated record. Bases 1 to 3546 code for a protein of 1181 amino acids. Gene Ontology annotation, biological process: plasma membrane organization. Lineage: Eukaryota; Metazoa; Arthropoda; Insecta; Hymenoptera; Colletidae.